Messenger RNA from Blastomyces gilchristii SLH14081, 1749 nucleotides. RefSeq lists its product as uncharacterized. The coding region runs from base 301 to 1119 and encodes 272 amino acids. The transcript is spliced from 2 exons. The record is from RefSeq and is a predicted model, not a curated record. Lineage: Eukaryota; Fungi; Ascomycota; Eurotiomycetes; Onygenales; Ajellomycetaceae.
UUAAUGAGAAAGUGUUGUCCAAAGUCGCGGAUAAUAACAAUAUAACUCACUCCUACAUCGGUAUACAUUGAACAGCCGUUUGUCGAGACCUCGAGACCUCGGCAGUUGCAAACCAGUUAACUAAACCUAAAACAGCCUAGCGUUUUUACGCGUGAGUGAUGUAACUAAUCAGUCGCGUCCUUCAACCAUCGAACAAUCAGGAUAUAUUUUCUUGAACGCUUCACGCAAUGGCCAGUAUCUAACAGAAAACCACUCUUCUACUUCCCAACAUACAUCACACCCAGUCAUUAAAACAUAAUAAUGUUUACCACCAUCUCCCAACCAGCUCCUUUCACGAGACUCUUCUCCCACCACCACACAUCACAACCACACAAUCCCUCCCCCCUCGCCCCGCGCCAUGCGAACCUAACCUCAUCCCAGGCCCCUACUACAAUGCCAAUGUCGCACUCAAAACCCCAAUCGCCGCGCAUAGAGCAUAAACAUACACACAAGCAAGAGAAAUCGACAACAACAAGAGCAACAUCACCCAAACAAUCCUACUACGCCGACCGCUACGCCAACAACUCACCGAAGGCCCAACUCGCGCGCCAAAAGGCCUCCCGUGAACAACAACGGCGCGAUAUCUUCCUGAAUAGAGUGAAGCGAGAUCGCGACGAGGGCAGAUUCGACGCUAGAAGCGAGCAGAUUCAGCGGAUUAACUAUUUGGCGCAGCAGCGGAGGUAUCAAGAGGCGAUUGCGAGGUCUGCGCCGGAUGUGGGGCCAUUGAUGGAGGAGGUGGAAGACGGAGGGGGAGAGGGAGAGGGAGGUGGGAUGGUAUUUGAUGACGGGGCUGAGGGGUUGGGUGGUGUUGAAGACGAACGCAUCCUCGAAGAAUUCAUUUCCCAGGAGGAAGAAUACCAGGCCUUCUUAGAGGAAUUGGAGCCCUUGUGGGAUAUCGAACAACAGUCCCAACAGGGCGACGGCCCGCCAAGCUCCCAGUACGACGAUGAAGAAGACUAUGAGAAUAUUUUUGCUGAGUUGCUUAUCGGAGAUGACGACCAGGAUAAUCAGCAUCAGCAUACAAUAUCAUCAGACCAAAAUGACAGCAUGCAUGAUAGGAUGGAUAUGUCGUGUGGGUAGACGUGCUAUUUGAAGUGUGCGUGUUUUAGAGGUGCAUUUUCAAAGUGGCGUUUUGCUGGGCUUCAGGUGGUAGAUCCAAUAUUAUUUAUUAUAUUUUUAUUUUCUGUCACUCUGUGUUUAUUUACUUUCCUUUGGACGAUCGAUGUAUUGAACGCGUUUGUGUAGCAGUGGGCAACGUUUUCUGUUUUUUUUGUAAAAAAAAAACCAUUCAUGAAAGAAGUAGUUCUAUGGGAUAUUGAAGAGAGGUAGUUAGAGACGCGGGGUAUCUGGAUUCUUUCUCUUUUUUCACGUUCCUUUUUAUUUAUGUACAUAUAGAGUACACGGUACGGUACGGGGGAUGAGAAUGGUCAUUGCGCCAGGUGGGUGGGAUAUCAAAAAGUUAAUAUCAGGCGGCCUGAGAAAAGAUGUCGAGAUACAUAUAAAGAAAAAUAGAGAGGGGGGGCGAAGAAAGGGACAUGGAAAAUUUCAAGAAAUAAUAAAUAAAUUCAUUCUACCAGGAGUAUUAUUAUUGCUGGGGACAUUGCGGCGUCUCAGCGUCUCCUCCCCCGCCAGCGAAAGCGCCUGGGAGCCCGAGUUCAUCCGCCAGCGGAUUCGACACCAGGGCAUCAGGCGGGCUACCCGCAGCUUGCA